AUGUCACGAUCUGCUGCUGCUGAUAAUCUUCCUCCUUCCUCUCGGGCUAUCGCUUUACUUCUUGCUUCUACUCCCACUGUUCAGGACGCUCAGCCAGGCGUUCUCCACCAACUGCUCGAGUUCUCACACAGAUAUACAACUCAAGUUCUCUCCGACGCGUUAGUGUACGCCGAGCAUGCAGGUCGCUCGGGGAAAGUUGAGAUGGACGAUGUGGUCCUCGCAGUGCAGGCGCGUGUGGGCUGGGAGUUCGGGGGACGGGUCCCAAAAGAGUAUACACUCUCCCUCGCCACACAGGCAAAUUCUAUGCCACUACCCGCUGCGCCCGAGGUGUUCGGUGUGCGGCUGCCCCCAUCAUCCGAGUGUCUCACUGCAGUGGAUUUCGACCUUAUCCCCAACAAACCACCUCCGGGCGUUAAACUCUACGACGAGGAAGCGGAGGAAAUAGAAGAAUCCGAGUCUGAGGAUGAAGACAUGGAGCCUGCGGCCAUCCCGCCUUCUCAACCUCGACAGGCGCAGUACGAUGUGUCAGUACCACUAGUUGCACCAGAAGGCGUCCUACAAACACCGUCAGACGUGGAGAUGAUGACACCGGGGGUGGCAGCUGCUGAAGAAGGAAGUGACGUGGAAGAGGAUGGCCUCUUUGGAGCCGCGGGAGACGAGGAAGAGGAGGAAAGUGGAGACGAGCCUAUGGAAGAUGUCUCUGCCGCAGGUCCCACUGCUACGAAUGGUAUCAAGCGAAAAUUAGUAGAAGAGGAGGAUUAUGAUUAG
Molecule: messenger RNA, 768 nt
Organism: Sparassis crispa
Lineage: Eukaryota; Fungi; Basidiomycota; Agaricomycetes; Polyporales; Sparassidaceae
Product: TFIID-31kDa-domain-containing protein
Exons: 2
Coding region: 1-768 (255 amino acids)
Biological process (GO): RNA polymerase II preinitiation complex assembly; DNA-templated transcription initiation
Cellular component (GO): transcription factor TFIID complex; SAGA complex
Molecular function (GO): transcription coactivator activity; RNA polymerase II general transcription initiation factor activity; protein heterodimerization activity
Source: RefSeq, a predicted model, not a curated record